AUGAACCCCUACACGACCGGUAACGGGCAGAAUGACGGCGGGCAUCAUUCUGAAAUGGAGUCAGAUGAUGAAUGGCCAGAUGACGGCAAGGGGAGUGGUCGCAAGGGCAGCGGGAAGGGCAAAGGCGUGGAAGGGGACGGCGGAGAGGGUAAGGAGAAGAAGGGAAUCAAUCGUGUCAACAGGGCAUGUAACAACUGCCGGAGGAUGAAGAUGCGCUGCGUGGGCGCAGAGGAGCCGCCAUGUAAGCGGUGUCGAAACUCUGGAUUGACCUGCGUCAUGGAGAAGCCAGGUAGGGGCGGAGGUAGUGGGAGCGGGAAUGCAGGGGCGGCGAUGAUGACUGAAGGUGGUGGAGACGAUCGGAUACGAUCCCUCGAACAUCAAGUCUCAUCCAUGCAAAACACCCUCGUCGACCUCGUCAAGACGCUUCAGGCCGGCAUGGCCAGCAGCAGCAGCGGCAGCAGCUCGCAUCCCCCUCAAAUGGGCGCAUACCCUCAGCCAGGGUUUCAGGGUCAAGGGAUGGGCUUCUCGCCCGGCCGCUCUGAGCAGCAAUACCCACAUCCCACAUCUACAGGAUCCGGUCCCACUCCUCCCUUCUACACUAUGCCCGGCAAUCCCUCCUUCCUCGCUCAAAGUCCAUCGACCUCGGCAGGCUCGUUUCAUCAACCACAAAACACCGGGAUGAAUUGGGGCGGCGCAUCCAACGCUCAGUACGCCAACACGCACAAUAUCGACCCUUCUCUCUUAUCUGUCGGCGCGCCGUCCGAUCCUCAGCGUAAUAUGGGACCGCCCGCGCCUCCGCAAUCCAACCAAUGGCAACAGGCGUCAAAGCAAAAUCUGCACAUGUCGCUCCCGCCCUCCCGGGGUGGGUCGGUCACUCCAGAUGACCUGCUCGCGCCGGAGGAGAUCAUCAACCCACUUGGGGCGAUGACCAACAUGGCGGGUCUGGUGGAGGCUGCGGUUGCGCGAGCGAGGAAUGAGCAGGCUACUCCAAGCGCUCAUGCUGGUGCUUCCGCAGAGGGACAGGUCGGUGAGGACGGCGGGUCAGCCAAGAGGAGACGAGACAGUCCGACCGUCCCACAUGGACCCUUUGUCGUCGAAGCGCAAAACCUGCCGCCGCAGAGUACCAAAGAAAAGAUCAAGAAGGCGGGGAAGAAGCGGCAUAUGCACGCUUAUCCGGAUGCGGUGGAAGAAGGGUUUGUGUCUGAGCAGGAGGGGAAGGAUCUCAUGGCUAUCUUCUAUGCAGGUUCUAGCAACUUCAUCCCAUGUUUCGAUCCCAGCCAAGAUACGUGGGAGUCGCUCCGCUCUCGUUCUCCCUUCUCCAUCACCGCGAUCAUCAUGGUUGGUGCGAGGGUCCGGGACGGUGGUGGGGCGAUCAGCGAUGUGCAGAGGUUGUGCAGGGAGCAUGCGCAGCGGAUAGCUGUGGGGACGCUUUUCAAUCCGGUCGCUCGGAUCGAGGCUGUUCAAGCUAUGAUCAUGCUUGCAGCAUUUAGCGAGAACGGAUGGCUCCCUGGAGGACACGCUGUGCGAAUGGCGAUCGAUAUGGGUCUCAACCGAUCUUUCUUGAGUCUGCUGCAGAGUGGAAUGGGAAAAGGCAAGAGUCAGGCGGAGUUGGAGGAGGAGAGGCAUCUUGUCGUACAGUCUAGGAUCUGGUUUUGCCUAUACUUGAUCGAACAUCAGAUGGCAUACGGUAUGGGUCGCCCGGCUAUCUUGCGGGAAGACGAGACGAUCCAUCAGUGCCGAAGACUGCUCGAACAUCCCCUUUCUAUCACCUCGGACGCACGACUGGUAUCCACUGUCGAGCUAAUGGCUUUGCGAGCCCCACUUCACAUCGAGCUAACGGCCGCGCCCGACCUCCCCAUCGCCGAGAACACCAUGCGCCGCCUCAAACAAGCCAACGCCGACUUUGACGCCUGGGAGCGAUACUGGGAUCGGGUCCUAGGCGACCGAUUCGGGAAAGGCCGAGGCGACUUUUUCCGCGAGUCUCUCAUUAUCCAGCGGCAGUACGCCGAGCUGUUUGUCAACUCUCAACUAUUGCGGGGCAUCAAGGAACCGACGGAUGUGGUGAAUAUGCCAGAGGAGAAGAGGGCGUUGGCUAUCCGGGCGAUGAGAAAUGCGCAGAAGUGUAUCGAGAUCUGUCUGAGAGGGGAGAAUCAGUAUCGGAAUGGUCUGAGGUAUGCUGUGCAUUACACGCAUGUCUGCGCUGCUUUUGCCGCAUCGUUCUUGAUCCGGAUCGCCCGGUUGUUCCCGCAUGAGCUCAACCUGAAGAAGACUGCCAAGGAUGUAGACGAGCUCGCCAAUGUCUUGUCGGAGGUCCCCGCCGGUCGAUACGCCCGCUCCCUCCGCCUAAUCCUCCGCCGAGCCCGCAAAGCCAAAGUCAUCCCCGCGGCCUCUCGUGCCCCAUCUCCCGGCAAGAUUCUCUCCUCCCUCCCCGGCCUCGCCGGCUCCGACAUCGCCUUCUCCCCCUCGCAACUCAUCAACGCCAACUACUUUACCUCUCCCGCUGGUGCUGGUGCGGGUGCCGCUGCCGGACCGAGCAAGACGGGCCUGUCCCCUGCGGGUCUGUUGCAGCAUGGCGGGCAGAUGCUGAAUGCGUCCCCGGAGAGCGGGACGGAUGCGUUUGAGUUUGAUCAGUUGUUUGCGGAGGAGACGAUGGAGCGGGCGGGAUUGGGUAAUGGGGAUCAAUUGCCCCUGUUCUUGGAUGGUCAUUCCCUCGGAGGGCAGAAUACGGGAGAGAUGAUGCCUUUCCUAGGGAUGGAGCAGUUCUUCCUCCCUGCUGUGGUGGACAACAGGUUGGCUGGGCCGGGAGUCAUUGAUCAGAAUGGGAGUGCGCUGGCGGGGCUGGACCCGACGCUACUGGGGGAGGAUGUGUGGUGGUAG
Dioszegia hungarica is the source of this 2877-nucleotide messenger RNA. RefSeq lists its product as uncharacterized. Gene Ontology annotation, cellular component: nucleus. Gene Ontology annotation, molecular function: zinc ion binding; DNA-binding transcription factor activity, RNA polymerase II-specific; transcription cis-regulatory region binding. Gene Ontology annotation, biological process: DNA-templated transcription; regulation of DNA-templated transcription. The coding region runs from base 1 to 2877 and encodes 958 amino acids. The transcript has 11 exons. Lineage: Eukaryota; Fungi; Basidiomycota; Tremellomycetes; Tremellales; Bulleribasidiaceae. The record is from RefSeq and is a predicted model, not a curated record.